AUGGCCGCCGCAAACAAGCAGGGCAAGAUGCAGGGCCUGAUCAACUACCGCCUGCGCGUCACCAUGAUGGACGGUCGUCAGAUGGCUGGCCAGAUGCUCGCCUUCGACAAGCACAUGAACCUCGUCCUCGCCGACACAGAAGAGUUCCGUCGAGUGAAGCGCAAGCCCAAUAAGUCGGCAGCUCCUGGACAGGCAGAGCCUCAAUUCGUCGAGACAGAGGAGAAGCGUACUCUUGGUCUUACCAUUGUCCGCGGUGCCCACAUCGUCGCUUCGACUGUCGAAGGUCCUCCGCCCGCAGAUCCCUCAGCAAGAUUGGCCAAGGAUGGUCCCGCAGGCCCUGGUGCUCCUACCAUGACCGCUGGUCCUGGUAUCUCUCGUCCUGCAGGUAGAGGCAUGCCUCCUACCGGUCUCACUGGUCCCGCUGCAGGUGUUGGUGGUCCCGCUCCAGGCUUCGGUUUCCCUGGUGCUCCUGGAGGCUUCCCUGGCGCUCCUCCACCAGGAUUUGCUGGAAGAGGUGCUCCUCGCCCUCCACCUGGUUUCCCUGCUGGCUUCGGUGCACCUCCCGGCUUCCAGCCUCCUCCAGGACAGGGCAGAGGUUUCCCCCCACCAGGAUUCGGUGGUCGCUGA
Aureobasidium melanogenum CBS 110374 is the source of this 627-nucleotide messenger RNA. RefSeq names its product Sm-like ribonucleoprotein. The record is from RefSeq and is a predicted model, not a curated record. The coding region runs from base 1 to 627 and encodes 208 amino acids. Gene Ontology annotation, cellular component: U2 snRNP; U2-type prespliceosome; U4 snRNP. Gene Ontology annotation, biological process: mRNA splicing, via spliceosome. Gene Ontology annotation, molecular function: RNA binding. The transcript has 3 exons. Lineage: Eukaryota; Fungi; Ascomycota; Dothideomycetes; Dothideales; Saccotheciaceae.